Messenger RNA from Nyctereutes procyonoides (raccoon dog), 951 nucleotides. RefSeq names its product mitochondrial ribosomal protein L12 (gene MRPL12). The transcript is spliced from 5 exons. Gene Ontology annotation, biological process: translation; mitochondrial transcription. Gene Ontology annotation, cellular component: ribosome; mitochondrial large ribosomal subunit. The record is from RefSeq and is a predicted model, not a curated record. Gene Ontology annotation, molecular function: structural constituent of ribosome. Lineage: Eukaryota; Metazoa; Chordata; Mammalia; Carnivora; Canidae. Bases 110 to 706 code for a protein of 198 amino acids.
GCGGCCCCGGCGGCUAGAGCGUCGCCUCCAGCUCGUAUGCUCGGCGGCCCCGGCGGCUAGAGCGUCCUCCUCCCGGGGAGCCGCGUGUGACCUUCCCGCCCGCGGACCGAUGCUGCCGCCGGCCGCUCGCCCCCUUUGGGGGUCGUGUCUGAGGCUUCGCGGCGCUGCGCUCCGUCUCGCCAGGCAACAGGUGCCCCGCGUCUGCGCCGUGCGGCUGAUGAGAUGCAGCAGCCAUCGGAUGGGGGAGGCCCUCGCCGGUGCACCCCUGGAUAACGCCCCCAAAGAGUAUCCCCCCAAGAUCCAGCAGCUGGUCCAGGACAUCGCCAGCCUCACACUCCUGGAGAUCUCAGACCUCAACGAGCUCCUGAAGAAAACACUGAAGAUCCAGGAUGUUGGACUCAUGCCGAUGGGUGGCGCGAUGCCCGGUGCUGCCCCUGCCGCAGCAGCCCCUGAGGCAGUAGAAGAAGAGAUCCCCAAACAGAAAGAACGGACACAUUUCACUGUCCGCCUAACGGAGGCAAAGCCCGUGGAUAAGGUGAAGCUGAUCAAGGAGAUCAAGAACUACAUCCCGGGCAUAAACCUCGUCCAGGCAAAGAAGCUGGUGGAGUCCCUGCCCCAGGAAAUUAAAGCCAACGUCGCCAAAGCAGAGGCAGAGAAGAUCAAGGCAGCCCUGGAGGCGGUGGGCGGCACCGUGGUUCUGGAGUAGGCCACUCUGAGGACUGGUGGACACGGGUCCCUGGGACCUGGGUGAGGCCCCACCCGCCGCACCCCAACAUCCGGGAUCUGCUCAGAACUGCGGCACUGGCACACCUUGGCCAACUCUGGAUGGACCUGCUGGGAUGGGGGCCGUGGCUCCUGUGUGAGCACCAGGGAGGUGGACUCUAGAACAUACCACGGUUAACAUGCACCCCCUGGUGGCCACUGAGAAAUAUACAUUGUUCGGGUGCGGUG